CGGCACUGCGCUCACACAUUCACGGGGAUCUUACAUAGCAUCGAUCUGGUCGUCAGCCUACCACCAGCCCCGCUCUGUAACCUAAGAGUCUGGUGUUGGCGCCCCUACGCCCUCGCGCCCCUUUUCCUGUACUCUAAAACCAAAAUAAAAAAAACAAAAACUAGUGGAGAUGAAUUUGUUUUGUAGAUCUUCAUAGUAUGUGGUUUAGUCUGUUUGUUUGUUUUUAACGGCUGCUGUAUUUGUGUCAUUCGCCUUCAAGGAAUUUAUCAAUCUCGCGACGUGCUGAUAAAUAUUCAUGAGCGGCUGGAGAAAAAGAACGGAAAGUCCAUAAAUCCUGAGUUUUUUAUUGGUUGCUAGCGACGCUGAAUGGUGAAUGGCUCUUUGGAAAUUACUUCAAAUACUUAAUAUAUUUCUCUGAAGAGUCAAAGCAUUUUUUUCCAUUGUCAGGAGCCACGUGUUGUGAAUUUUGCAAGUUCAUCAUUAGUUCUUCGGAAUUGUAAAUUUCACAUAAAAUAGAAAAGUAAAGUUCCCCUUUCAGACCUUGCGAUCAAUGGGGCAGAUGAUGUUAUGGUCAUCUGUUUCUAUGGCCAACGGUUAAAGAGCGGGGUGUUAUGUGGCCAGAGCAACGACCAACGGCAUUUAGUUUCCCCUACUUAAGUCAGUACUGUCUCGUUACGUCAUGCGUUGCUCUGAUGACAUCGAAAAUUGAAGUCAUUCAACUGGGAAAUACAUUUGAGAGUUAAGGAGUUCUCAACUUUUGGAUAAAUAUUGCUUAAUAUGGUUGAAACAUAACUUUUACGGGAUACUUUGAGAUUCGGCCUAGUGGAUUUAUCCAUCUAUACAUAGUGGAGUUAUUUAUAUUUAAAUAGUGGAGGUUUUUAUUUAUACAUAAAGAAGUUAUCCAUCGGAUACGAGGUAAUGAUUGCGUCCACUGAGUCAAGGCCAGGAUCGAUCAAUUUCAAACCAGAGAGGACACAGUUCAUAGACUGACCACCAUGUUGAUAUUGAGCCUUGGGAUUUGUCUGGUCUGCUCUUGGAUCGUGCUGGCCGCUAAACAAACUGGAGACAGCCAACGGGCGUCCAACAACACGUUUAACAGACGGGACGUACUCACGCAGCUACUCAACAAUCAGAGCAACGGUUACGAUCCACGAGUGCCGCCGGACUAUGAGGAAGACUACGCUACAGAUGUUAAGAUCAAGAUACAUAUGUUGAGUUUUGAUUCAGUUAGUGAGACUACCAUGGACUAUUCUAUGGAGAUUUAUAUCAAUAUGAUAUGGAUGGACAAGCGGCUGGAGUACACACACUUGCCGACCAACUUUACGUCUAUGGAGGUCGACUCUAAGCUGAUGGAGUUGGUCUGGGUGCCCGACGCGUACUUCCGGAACGAGAAGCGUAGCUCUUUCCAUGACGUCACUGUCCCCAAUAAAUACAUGCACAUUUACAAGACUGGCCAGGUGCGAUACAGUUUAAGGCUGUCACUUACACUCAGCUGUAGAAUGAGAUUACAGAAGUAUCCACUAGACACACAGAUCUGUCCUAUGGUCAUUCAGAGCUAUACUUACACCACAGAGAAUGUGAUGUUCAAAUGGGUGGAGAACGAGCUCCCCAUCACGUAUGACAAAGAAAUCACCCUACACACGGAGCUGCCCCAGUUCUCCAUUGUUGAGAACACGACAGAGUCCUGCAACGGAACCAUGGACUCAGACUCACCGAAAUUCGCCUGCAUCAAAGCUUUCUUUACCCUGAAGAGAGACAUUGGCUUCUACAUCAUUCAGAUCUAUGUGCCCAGCAUCCUCAUCGUGAUGCUCUCGUGGGUGGGCUUCUGGCUGGACCUCGAGGCCACCCCAGCACGUGUGUCGCUCGGCGUGCUGACUGUGCUGACGCUCAACACGCAUGGCUCCAACACCCAGGCGCAACAGCCGAAAGUGUCUUAUAUCAAAGCUAUAGACGUCUGGGUGGUCAGCAGCCUGAUUUUUGUCUUCGCUGCCUUCUUAGAGUUUGCUUACGUCAAUGUCCUGUCCAGGAGAGGCGAGAAGCUGCAGGUCCUGAACGAGGUCCCCAUCGCGCCAACAGAGCCAAAAGAGGACUUCUCUCCAAUGAUCAAUGGCAAACUCUCCAGGCAACCAGGGGCGCCUAACCCUGCUGCAAUUUUCAAACAACGUGCAAGACGAGUGGACAAGAUGUCAAGAGUUCUGUUCCCUUUGUCCUUCUCCGUGUUCAACAUCUUGUACUGGAUGAUCUACCACUUCUCCUAAACCAGGCCGAUGACGUCAUCAAUAGUUGUGUCCUUUUUAGUUCCGCAUUCACGUGUGAAAUGGGCGGGUCAAAUUGAACGAGAAGCAAUCUGCCAGGGCAUCGACUAAACAGUUGUUUGUUUUUUUGUUUGUUUGGUUGUUUUUUUUUUUGCUAAGAUGUGCUAAAAUUCUGCAUAGAUCGUCUGACAUGUAUGGAUUUCCUUUAAUGAGCCAAGAGGAUUGAACCCACGCCUUGCGCCGACAAAAGUGGUUCGCAACAUAAGGUUAUGUCUGUUCAUUUUAAUGAUUUGUUGGUGAAAUGUUAUUCCAAGCUAAGCCUCAAUGCCCGGGCAGAUAGUUUCAUUCAUGCCACAGGGAUUUUUUGUGCCACAACUUUCACAGUGAAUGACAUUUGAAAUGCAAGUUUUAAAUCUACAAGGACAACAAAAUGUUUUAAUGAUUAAUGUUUCAAUAAUAUGUAAAUACAUUUAAACCAUCCUAAUUUCAACAAAACAAUCUAUGUUUGAUUAACUAUACAAUUCCUGCUUGUUUUUAAGACAGCGUUUAAUACUCACAUUAAUGUGAAAGAAGAUAAGUGUUUACUUCACACAUAUACAUAGAUAGCUAGAUAUGACAGUGAUUGACAGUGAUAUAGAUACCCAUAGUUUAGAGUAGAGCAAAGAGUACAAUCGCCAAUAGACUUCUAAAUCUAAUCAAACGGAAAGGGGUCAGCAGAAACUUAAAGAACUAAAAAUAUUUAAGUAUUAUAAACAUAUAUAUAUUAGUAUUAUAAACAUGAGAUACAAUGUAGAAAUGCAUUUCAGCCUAGUCGCUUGGUAUGCGCUCUGGACUGUCGUUCAGUGGUCUCCAUAAUCCCGGGUUCAAACCCUGCCUGCUGCUCUCUCCCGUCAUCUCUCAAGUUUGGGCUAGGAUGUAUUUAUAUUUAUAAAUCUGAAGGAGGAUCCGAGAUGCGUACACUAUUUUACAAAAACUUAAAUACCUUCAAGUGUUCAUACCCUAGCAUAGGCUAUCAUUAAUGAAGUGUAUUUUACAAUUUCCCUUUAGAUCUUAUUAAAUCUGGCCCUGAUUGAAAUAACCCACACAUAUAUUUAGUACAUACAUCUAGGAAUGUAUGUUGAUUAAUGCUUCCAUUAGUGUAAUUAAAUCUUUUUUUUUUGUCAUUACCAUCGUUGUGUAGAUCAGAGCAGUUUGUUUUUUCUCUCUUUAUUGAAUCUUUGAAUUCUCUUCUUCUGUGAUAAUUAAACUUUUUUUUUUACAAAUCUUUGGAUGACUUUAUUUAUAUCACCAUGUCUUUUUAAUAACUUUGUUGAACAAUCAUUUAAUUUAAUUAAUAGUGACUAUCAUUUUAUCACCUGUGAAUAGUACUUCCGAAUGCCCUAAUUGUUUGCAUGGUGUGGAUUGGAUUCGUUUCAAAUGACAUUGUUUUUAAUUUACGAAAUCCUAUCCACUCUAGACUAGUCCAGACAUCUCUAUAUCCAUAUCAACUCUAGACUAGUCCAGACAUCUCUAUAUCCAUACAAGUAAUAUGUUAUUUCUCCAAUGAAAUACAGCAUGCAUGAAAGAAAUAUAUGAUACUGUCCUUAUGUUUCAUAACAUAUAUAUACAUCACUUAUCUAUAUUUUCAUAAACGUUAUGGCCCUUCUUAUAAGUCGUCUGCUACUUUGAGUAAUUUACAAAAGUUCACUCCCCUGAAAUAUAACUUCUAGAUUUGGAAAAAAAAAAAUAAUAAUUUUAUCAAGUGUAAGUAUUGGUUAUAUGUUGUUUUUUUUUUUAGUGGUAGUAUGUCGUCGGUUGGGCCACGCCCCCAAAGUUCGUAAAUUUAUGUACAUGACGUCAACCAAAAAUUAUAUGCACAUUUUUGAAGAUACCUACUAUUGCUACCAAUCAAUUGAAAGGAUGCUGUGUAAACAAAAAUGUAUACUUCAUUUUCACCAUUGUAUUUCUAUGAACAUAAUUACAAAACGACUUAUGCAUUGUAUAAAUACGAUUUAUUAAUAAAAAUGUAUAUUUAUGUAUUAUGUAAGAAAUACUUCUUAUUCUAUUUUCUCUGGUGUGUGUGUAUAUAUAUAUGAAACUCACGGUAAUUAAUUAAAUGUUUUUCUUCCAUUUCUUUUCUUACACCUAGCACUUUUUUAACACUGCUGCUUAUUAGAGUAUUUAAUUUUUGAUCAGUUGUUUCGGAGAUUGGUACUUUUCCCGCCACUUUUGACUUCUGCUAACAUUGCAAUAAUAUUUUGAUUGGUCUACUCCAUGUCAUGUAUUUAUUUGUUUUGUUUUUUUAAUUAUGUUUUUUUUUAAUAUGUCAAUGUACAUGCAAUCGUUAUUUCUCCAAGGCAGAUGUUUGCUGUUGUGUGUGUGUGUUAGCAGACGACAAGUUUGUUGAUUCAUUUUGUGGAACUUUUUUUUUAUUAAUGCUCAUAGCAUGUCAACAAUAAUGAUGCGGCGUUUUCUUAAACGAGGCUUACAUUCUAAUGUACUUCGGUGUUAAGGGGAAGAGGGGCAGGGGGUAGCGCGGCCAUUGUCCUUGACACAAAAGAAGCAGAAGGCUAGACCUUUUUACGACAUCUUUACGACAUCUUAUAAUCAACUCAUUGAAACGACUUUUGAGCAAGCUAUUUGUCCCACUUCCCUUUCUUGAAUCCAGUCCAAACUUUGCGCUUUUUUUUUUACUGUCGAAGACCAAAAAUUAAUUAAAUAGUAGUAAUUAAUAAAAUCUGUUAAUUAAUCCAAAAGGGAAACAAUUUUUACAGUGUUUAGAAAGAUGGUUGUAAAUAUAGAGUUAUUCCCCUUAUAUAAACUUCCUCUUUCUUUUAAUACAAAGCUUAUAUCAACUCUCACUGUAUGGAACAAAUUUUGAACACGUUAUUUCUCCCGGUUGCUAUUCUGGGAUCAAGUUGAGACUCCGCAUAGCCAUACACAACAAUGAGACAGCAUAUGUUCGGAAGCUUAAGAUUGAGACUAGUAAGACUCGCCCUUGUGAAUGCUGAUCAUGUGCCACAAAGCUGCUUACUCUACUGAGAGGCGUGAACAAGACACUGGCCCCGAAACCUCCCACCCUAAA
Biomphalaria glabrata is the source of this 5319-nucleotide messenger RNA. Its product is annotated as glycine receptor subunit alpha-3-like. The transcript is spliced from 11 exons. Gene Ontology annotation, molecular function: GABA-A receptor activity; neurotransmitter receptor activity; chloride channel activity. Lineage: Eukaryota; Metazoa; Mollusca; Gastropoda; Planorbidae. The coding region runs from base 996 to 2258 and encodes 420 amino acids. Gene Ontology annotation, cellular component: membrane; synapse; neuron projection. Gene Ontology annotation, biological process: regulation of membrane potential; chloride transmembrane transport; signal transduction. The record is from RefSeq and is a predicted model, not a curated record.